GCAGAAAUAAAAGAAAUUCAAGAAGAAAACUGGAAUCUUUAUUUACAGAUAGAUUUGCUUAAGGAAAACUUAAAUAUUUUGGAAGAAAAAUGUAAUCAGUUACAGAAUUUUAAUGAAGAUAAAAAUAAAAACAUUGACAUUUUAAAUAAGGAAGUACGGGACUUAAAGGAUAAGAAAACGAUAUAUGCAAUAGAAAUUGACAAAAUUUUAAUAGAAAAAAAUAAUAUAAGAAUUGAAAGGGAAGAAUUUGAUAAAUCUAAAACAGAAUUUAAAAUAAUAGAAGAAAAGUUUUAUGAAGAAAAAAUAGAAUUUGAAAAGAACAAAGAUGAGUUUUUAAAGGAAGCAGAACAACUACAGAAAUGUAUAGACACAUUGGAAAAAGAAAAACAAGAAAUAUUGGAAAAUAAAAAAGAGUUAGAAAAAGAUAAACAAAAACUAGAAGAAGAUAUACAAAAACUAGAAAAUGAAAAAGUUAAACAAGAAAAUAAUAUGAAAAAUAUCAUAAUAAAGUAUAACAAUUUACAAAAAGAACAUGAUAAUCUUAUAACUGAAAAUUCGAAUAAAGAACAUACGUUAUUAGAAAAGGAACAAAAAGUGAACAUAGUAGAAAAGAAGAACGAAAUAUACAAGAACAAUGUGACAUUCUUAGAUCAUAAAUUGCAGGAAUUACAA
Piliocolobus tephrosceles (Ugandan red Colobus) is the source of this 672-nucleotide messenger RNA. Its product is annotated as histone-lysine N-methyltransferase, H3 lysine-79 specific-like. NCBI's taxonomy places the organism in Eukaryota, Metazoa, Chordata, Mammalia, Primates, Cercopithecidae. The transcript has 6 exons. The annotation marks the transcript as partial. The record is from RefSeq and is a predicted model, not a curated record.